CACACACGUCUCUGGCUUGGGUUCUGCGCAACCACUGUGCAUGUGUGUGUGUGUGUGCGCGUGCGUGUGAAUAGAGCAUCCACCCGCGGUUUGAAGGAUAUCUCCUCAGGAACCUCUUUUAUGGAUCAUAUGGGGAUUCUCAGAACCGCAGUUUUUCUCUUAGCAGCCGUGGGAGUGGGAUGUCGGCCUGCAAAGUCGCCUCUUAAUGAUGCAAAGGUGGAAUGUAUUAUUCAGGAGACGCUGAAUGGAGAAGGGUCGCAACAUGGGUGUGGCCCUCAGCUAGCAGCUGAACUUGAUGAAGUACAAAGACACCAGGGUCUCCUGAGGGAGCUGCAAAGGCUCGCUGAUGAAGAGAGAGAUGAAGCGAGGGAGAGGUACGAGUCCACUCUGCUUGAUGAAGAUAGAGACGUGGAACAGAUGGACGAGGAAAACGAUGGAGCCAAAACAACCGAGGAAGACGAGGCCAAGAAUCGGGAAAUGGAGGAGCCAAGGAUUGACGAUACAGGGAUUCACGAUGAAGAAGAGAGAGCGAAGGAGCUUGAGGAGCUUCUGGAUGAAGAAAUCAGCAAGAAGGACAAGGAGGAGAGAAAUGACGAGGAGCUGAAAGAGCUGCUGAGGGAGUUGAAGAAGAAGCGUUAUGAGAUGAAGGAACUGGGGAGCCACAAAGGCUCUGAAAGUGGUCCAAAGCAGGAAGACAGGAAGCAAGAGAUGGCAGGAGACAAAGAGCAAGUUCAGGAGCAGAUGGACCAGAGGAGGAACGAGGUGGAGCUGAGUGUUGAGAAAGAGAAGGUGGAGAAAGAGCUGAAGGAGUUGAAGUCGAAGAACAAGCCAGAAGAGGAGAAGGAACGGAAGGAGAAGCAGGAAGAGCUGGAUGAACUGGUCAAGAAGAUGGAGCGAGUGCAAGAGGAGGCGCAAGCGGAGAAGAGAGAUGAUGCUGAGCAGGACGUGAAGGAUGAAGGAGCUAAGGAGCUUCCAGAGAACGAAGUGAAAAGCAACCAGCAAGUCGUGGAAGUGAAGGAUCCACAGCAGAAGAGGGUGAUGGAGAAAGCCAGCGAUGAGGCCACUCGCCAGUUUGAGCGGGAAAGAUUAAAGGAUGAAGAGGAGGAGAAUCGGAACCAGGAGGAAGAGGAUGACGAGGAUGAGUACAUCAGAGAAGAUGAAGACCACCGGGAGGAGGAUGACGAUGAUGAUGAAGAAGACUUGGACGAUGAUCAAGGGGAGGAGCUGCUGGAAAUCGAAGCACAGUUACGUGAAGUUGCUGCAGAGCUGAGGGAGCUACGCAGAGGAUGAAACGCACCCACACACACCCACACCCACACACACACACUCCCACACACACACACACACACACACACACACACACACACACACACAGGGUAGUAGACUGACAAAACCCAUUAUUGCAUUCUGGUUUUAACCCAUCGACAUCACUCUGUGUUUUCUACCUAAUGUCAAAUUGGAAUGGAAAGUGUUUUCUAGAUUCUGAUUUUACUUCAUUCUCGGGGGUUGUAUGAUUGACAGGUGAAUUAAGUGCUAACUGCCACAGAUGCAAAGCAUUCAGCACUUUUCUUUCAAUUUGUAUGUCAUGUCUCUGAUUCCCCGUGUCAAUAUCUAUGAUGUGCAAUAACCGAUAGCUACACGUGAACUAUAAUGACUGUUAUGUAUCACUCAGAUUUCUAUCAUGUCAUCAUUAGAGACGAGGAAUGUGCUUCAUUCGGCUCCUGCACUGUUAAAAUCAGACUGUUGACGACAUUCGAGGGUGACACAAAUGGCGUGUAGAACCGAUGGACUCGGAGCUUACGAGGUUUCAAAGUGUCACUUCAGGUUGAGGCAGCUUUGCACUCUUAUAACAAGCCAAGGAUGAGGCCCGGGGGGGGGGGGGGGCGCACUAAAGCCAUUUUCCUGUCUUAUACGGUAACACAAACGCUGACAACAAUGCGUCACAUCCCAGUGCAGUGCUUGCUGUCUUGACAUUGUACAAUGUGAAUAUCUUUGCGCCAAGGUCAUACGAAAUACAACACAACAGCGCCCCCAAGAGGACUUUGCUUACAUUGCACACAACGAACAGGGUCACCAACAGAGAAACUGCAAUAGCACAACGUAGAAUGCAAUAAUAUAUCAUAAUCAUAACGCAAGCAUAUAUAUAUAUAUAUAUAUAUAUAUAUAUAUAUAUAGCAGGUAUUUUAAUAAGUCAUUAAAGUGCGCUGCUAGUGAUAAUCGUAGUAUCAUCCAUUCCAAAGAUGACAUAUUUCAUCAUAUCACAAUAUUACAACAAUAUACAUGUUUUGUAUUGAAGUGCAAAGUGUAUCCUAAAAACCAGCAAGAUAGAAGAAAAACAUUUCAAAUCUGUACUAAAAUAUAAUAAAUGAUAACAAAUAUUUGUAAUAUUACUGGUCACUGAAUGUACUGUGUUUUGUGUCUUCUAUGCUACCUGUCAAUCAAUAAAGGUAUAUG
Molecule: messenger RNA, 2454 nt
Organism: Doryrhamphus excisus (bluestripe pipefish)
Lineage: Eukaryota; Metazoa; Chordata; Actinopteri; Syngnathiformes; Syngnathidae
Source: RefSeq, a predicted model, not a curated record